Caenorhabditis bovis is the source of this 1545-nucleotide messenger RNA. The record is from the annotation of a GenBank genome assembly. NCBI's taxonomy places the organism in Eukaryota, Metazoa, Nematoda, Chromadorea, Rhabditida, Rhabditidae.
AUGCUUUUGGUUUCUGCGAAUAGCAUGGCCGCGAUUGGUGUAGAAUUGUCAUUUGGAGUUAGAAAUGUCCGCUUUUACAACGGCUUUGACGGUGUUAGAGCUCGGAUACACAGUCUAGAUGCAAAUGACGGGGAUAUUAUUGAACAGAUUGGCCAGACAGAAGUUAUCUAUAAUAACCAAAAUGUUCAAUUUUCCGAAAAAUGUUCAAUUAAUUUCCGAUUCGAGAAAAUUCAGCGACUUAAAGUAACAAUAAAUUCAAUGAAUUCAUCAACAAAUUCUGCUAUGGGAGUUUACGGCGACGUUCAGUUCGACUUGGCUAUUCUAAUGAGCAACGGAGGUUCAAUCGCUCUUCCAAUUCCAAAUACUCGAUCAAUGUUGGAUAUUUUUGCAAAUGUUUCUGAGUAUUAUUCACAACAUUUGGAACUCAAGUUUUCUGGAUCUUAUCUUCAUUCUCCCAACAAUCUUCCGUUGGCUUUUUAUUAUAUUUUGAGUCUUCCUGCAGGAAAUCGCAAUAUUAUGCUUCACAAAAGUGAAAUAAUUAAGGAUGAAAAGUAUCCGAUCUGGAGUUCAUUCCGAAUUCCACUAUUUAUUUUGAACUUUUACAAUGAAUCUCCUAUUCAAAUUCAUGUAUAUAACAUUGUGGGCAAUCAUCCAGACGAGCUUGUUGGUCAUUGCGCUACUACACUAACACAAUUACAACGGGGAGUUGGAGCGUUCAACUCUUAUAUGCUGAAACAUUCUUCUGGAGCACGGGUUCAUGAGAAGACAUAUGUAGAAUUGAAAGAAAUUCAAUUGGUUCCAGGCCCGUCAUUUUUUGAAAUGCUCAAAAAUAAGACUAAUCUCCACGUUACGGAAGCCAUCGAUUUGACAGCUUCAAAUGGCAAUCCUGUUCAAGAGAAUUCACUUCACUACAUCCAUCCGCACCGUCCAUCUCCAUACCUCAAAGCAAUACUUCAAGUAACUCCCCCACUUUUAGCUUAUAUGCCAAAUCCUUCGAAUCCAGAAAUUGGUGCUCUUGGAUUUGGAGCAAAUGUGAGCACAGGAACGUCUCUACAAUUAUCACAUUGUUUUUUCCUGAAUGGAUCACACACUGACCACAGAGUUUCUGGAUUGGUUGGAUUGAUUGACGCAUACAGGAAUUCGAGUAUGUCUGUGCAACCUUUUGCUCCAACUGAUUUCUCAGAAGUCAUUUAUUUCGUUUCAAAAUUUGCAAAAGCCGAAACUAUUAGAAAAGUGGGACUUUAUUUUGUGCUUGUCAUUUUCUCUGAUGGUGGUCCGGCAGUGAAAUUGGCAAUGAGACGGACCAUCGAUGCCGUUGUAGAUGCCUCGUUUCAUCCAAUGAGCAUUAUUGCAAUUGGCGUGGGAAAUGAUCGCGAUUUCACUCCAAUGAGAAAUUUGGAAAAUAUGGCGAUGAAACAUUCUGAUGGCCGACCUCUAGCUAGACAGAAUUACACAUUUGUUGAAGCUACUGACUUAGAGGAAAGCGACGUAUUAUCAAUGAUUCCAUUACAAAUGAUCCAAUGGAAGCAAAAAUUCGCCUCAUAA